GCAGAAUCGCCGCAGCCUUCGUCCGAAGCGCACGCGAAUUCGCGCUCUUACAACCGACCGACACGCAGUACGAACGAGUGAAUUCAAAUUUUUAAAAUUAAGAAUUUAUAAUUACAAAAUCGAGUGAUUCUACAUUGCUGUUGGUGUUCAGACAGGCAACCAUGCAGAACUUAGCACGAACAACGGCAUUGCUGCUGGUAGCGAUCGCAUUCACCUACGCCGCUCCGUCAUCAGCGCCGAAAGACAAUACCCUGAGCACGGACAGCAAAUCACCGUCUACCCAUGAGUUACUCAGUUCACUAGGUCUAAAAAAGCUUAGAAUACCCGCCGCACAUCACAGAAAACGGUUAGCGGAACAAGGUAGACGACAUGCAACUGGAGAUUCAAGAAUGUACGUGAUCAAGUUACCACCAAACACAAGCUAUUAUACUCAUGCUGACCCAGCACCUGCAGCCGCUAGAACUUUACCUCUACAAAUGACAAGCAACGGUAAACCAGCUAGAGUAUACCACUGGAACAUACCCGUAUUGCACAAGCUGGCCAAAAACAGACCACAGGCAAGAUUUGAUGAUGACAUUGUCGACGUGGAAAGCACCCCUACUUGGCCCAAAGGUGCCAAUAAUCACCCAAAUGCAAUAGAUCCUUUGGCAUACUACGUUCCAGCAAAAAAAUCCUCCUUCAGAAAGUAUUUCUCUGGCAAUGGAAAGCCGAAAUCAUUCUAUGUUAUUGAAAAGAACAAGAAAUCCGCUGAGUACCACAGGCUGUUGCCGUAAAUGGAACAAAAUAGGAAACGAUUAUCACUCCAGGUGCAUUAUCGACUUUUUAUUGUUCUCUCGAUUUUUAACACGAUAUUUAUUAUAUUAUCCAAUCCAAGUAUAAUAUGGCCAACACGUGUAACCUCUCUAAAAUGUCGGGAGAAGAAUAAAGUAUAGUAAUAAUCGUUUAGCGUAUAACCGCGACAUUGUUUUUUUGUAAAUAGAAAAGUAUUCAUGUAUUCAUUUUAGAGCCUUUGUCUCCCAAUUUUGCAAAUAUCUACAUAACACUCACAAAUUGUAAAAAAAAUAUCAUUGCCCUAUGAAAAAUAUCUUAUUAUUUCAUGUUAAAAACAUAUCUUUAUUAUCUAUUAUUCUUACUGCAUAUGUCUGUACUAUUGUAAGCUGAAUUUAUUGUAUUUUUCAAGUAGAACAAAAUUUCUAAACUACCCUUUUUGAACUCAAGAAGCUCAUAUUUAAAUACGGCAGCGUGUGCUCAACGAGAGUAUUUGAUAGCAAACAAACAUCUAAAGACUUCAUAGAAAUAAAUAUAAAAUAUACGUAAAUAUAUCACAAUAAUACAUUAAGUUUCAAUUUAAAAAUCAUGUAGCACCCUCGGAGAUAUUCAAAAAGCCAAGACACAACAUCAUCAAUUUUAUUUUUUAAAUUUAUAAUGCUACAAUAUGAUGACGCCCGGAACAGGACUUUGGUAAUGAUCGUACGUAAUCAAAUCCUUUCCGUAUGUUGUAAAUAAAAAUCACCUUUUAAAUGUUUAGUUAUUUGUAAGACUGCGAUACGAAUUUAAAUUAUUAUAGGCUAAGUGUACCGCUAAAGUUUUUAAAUUAGAAACUGGAAAUAGCUACUUAACAAAUUUCAACUUCCUAAAAAGAUAACAGACGCUAACAUACAAAUAGGUGGCCUAUGUUUUAUGUGAUUGUGUCUAAAAACAAUUUGUGGAAAAUAUCUGUUAAAAAGUAUAGCCCAAAAGUUUCUAAUUUGAUUUUUUAUCGUGGAACGCAUUUAUAAACCUUUUGCAUUUAUAUGAGAAUAACGGAAUUAUUUAAAUAUUUAAACAUUUUUCUGUUAUUUACUUUUAACUAUAGAAGUCAUUGUUCUAACCACUCACUAUAUUGAUUAUAAUUAAGUUUUCCAAGCGUUAAGUAUUAUUUUGU
This is a messenger RNA of Hyposmocoma kahamanoa, 1924 nucleotides long. RefSeq lists its product as uncharacterized. The transcript has 2 exons. NCBI's taxonomy places the organism in Eukaryota, Metazoa, Arthropoda, Insecta, Lepidoptera, Cosmopterigidae. The coding region runs from base 162 to 773 and encodes 203 amino acids. The record is from RefSeq and is a predicted model, not a curated record.